AGUUUUAUUUUUGGAGUGGCCGCGGGCACGGUGGCUCGCUCCCUAAGGCUUCAGUUCACUUCAGGAUGAGUGGCCCUGUGGCACUCUGAGCCAGGAUUAACAAGCAGAGAGCAGUUUGUCCCGACAGCCGCUCGCCAAAGGAGUCUAAAAAUGUUAAUGGAAGUCGGCUACAGUAACGGGCUGGACCCUGACCUUUCCCAGCAGUAUCCUCCGCCCUUACUGCCAAAACCAGGCAAGGACAACGCAAGGCUUCAGAAACUCAAGAAGAAGAGAGCCAAGAAAAAAGGCAGCCUUUCUCAGACGCCAAUCCCCUUUCGCUCCUGUUUGUCACCUGUCAAUGAAGCGAGCACAGACCUCGAGCACAGUGACCAGUCCAGCCCACCAAGGACACCGGAUUCAGUCUACACUGCAGAUCCUUCAGUAUCCAGUUUCCCCUUUGACUCCUUCUACGAUCACUCUGCAUCUGCAUUUCCUCAUCCUCGGAGCAGCCCCUACGGCCAAACUGGCAGCUUCCCCCCUCAGUCCUACAUAGCUCAGAUCAGGACUUCUGAAGAGCAGGUGGCUCCGCUAUAUGAGUGCUCAACUUUUUUAUUCGAUGACGUGACUCCUUUCAUGAUGCCACCUUCAGCUUCAACACCCCCAUCACCACCUGAGCAGGUUUCAGCACCACCUCCUCCCUGUGCUUUAAAUUUAAACAUGACACCAAACUCCCAUGGGUCAGUCACAACAGUCCCUCCAGUCACUGUGUCGCAAUCCAGCACUAAAAUAUCAACUCAUAGGCUGACCCUAUCCCCAGCCGCCCCCAAUUGUGGCCCAGGUCCGGCUCCUUCUCAGGUUGCAGACCUACCUCCUCUUCCAGCGUUGCUAUCCGUUUCAGACACUCAGACACAACGUUUUAUUGCCAACCAGAGGGAGACAAAUGCCAGUUCAAAGGACAACCCUCAGAGCCAGAUGUCGUCUUGGACUGCCAGACCUACCAGUAAUGGCAACUUCCAGAUGUCGCCUGAGAUAACUGCCUCAAAAAUAUCACUUGUUGAAGCAGUUAAAGAGGCAAAGCCUGACACCCAACAAAGCAGGAUUUAUACAUCAAAGGCAACAUUUUAUGAGAUUUCUAAACCUCCCUCCAUCCAAGACCUCACAGUAAUAAACCCAACCUACCAGGGAGCAUCAUUAUCUGACGUAUACAGAAAGAAAACGCCUGUGUCAGUGGAGAAAACUGAUCAGAAACUGAAUGUGUCCACGACCCAAUGUGGAAGACCUAAGACUCCCUCUUCUACACCAGCUCGAGUAUCAACACCCUUUAUUGAAAUAUCCAAACCUAACCCACUUUUAUUUGCUGCUUUCAACUCCUCCAAAGGUCUAGAAGCUCCUGCAAUUCCCAAAGAGGCUCCAAGACAAAAACCAACAAUUCAAACCAGUGGUUUAAGUAAACCUCCAGCUUCCACAGAAGAACUGAAGUGGACUGAUGUUAAUCACAUUACUGCUAUCAAACAAGCCAGCAAUUACGAAGAGUUAGAGAUUCAAAAAACACAAAGGAGUACAAUAAAUCCAAGCUUUGCUAAUACUGAGCUGUACCCCAGAGAGAAAUUAGCAUCAAGUAUGACUGCACCUGACUCUGCUGUGGUCAAACCAACACUAAUAGAAUCAGUCAUCCCAAAACUACAAACAAUCCAAGUCUCUGAAAGUAAAGCUUCAUCUUUGCCAAAGGUCCCAUCAUUUUUAUCCACUGUACCAAAGACUUCAAAUCUCAACCCUACGCAAGUGAUUUCAAUGCAAGCACCAUCUCCAAGUCCAAGCCCUCUGUCGACCCCUUAUCGUCCUCCAGUGGUUGAUGCACGCAAGUCUUUGUCGUCACUAUUGGAGAGCCAAAUGUCAUUAGCGACCUCAAAGCCCAAAUCACGAUCAACAUAUUAUGGCCUUACUCCAUCUGAGUAUGCUGCCUACGGUGGGAUUAGGACUAUUUCAUCACAUCACAGCCCUGUACCCACCAGGGUUAGAGAAACCUCUUCAAAUAAAAUACAGUCAGAUGUAGCUGUAGAUGAAUCACACGUCUCAAUGUCUAAUGCAACGAAACUACUCAAUGGACAUCAGGAUCUUCCAUCUUCGAUGGAGGCUCCUGCUGCUAACAUUUUACAACCUCCAAGGGAUUCUGAGCUUCCAGCUGAACAGAUCGUCACACGUAGCAAAGAUGAGUUUGGGGAGAAUGUGUCUGAAGCUCAAAGUAUUGGAAUGCAAUCACUUAAAACAUCAAAGGUGGACACCAUAAAAUCUGAGCUUCCUCUUGACUUGGCACAGAAAACAAUGCAACAAUCCACAAGUGACGUAUCCACACCAAAAAGCUCUUUCUCUGAGGCUUCAAUACCAAUGUCUAAAGCAGGCCUCAGCCUCAGUCAAAGCUCCAUCCCCAAACAGAGGAACGUCACCGCCAUCUCAGCAAAAACCUGGACUCAAAGACAAGGACGUUCUGAGGACCAAAACUACAGCUGCACCGAUGGAAGCCCCGGCAGUCGAACCCUCCAUGAAGUCAGCGACAUCAACUGCAUCUUCAACUGCUGACAAGAAGACCGUUAAAGCAGACACAUCUUCUUCACCCACCGAGCCCAAAACAGCCCAGAAGCUGAAAGGCCUAAAGGGUAAGCUCAGCGGAUGGACACGGCUCAAGAAACACAUGGUCGUUGAGCCAGAGGAACUUACGUUUCCAGUGCCGAAGGCCAAAUCUCAGGUCGACUCCAGUGGCAGCAACGAGAAAACAGAUCGAGGUGGAGACGAUAAGUCUUCAGCAGACAAAUGUGGCAAU
This is a messenger RNA of Sander lucioperca (pikeperch), 2797 nucleotides long. RefSeq names its product mucin-17-like. The record is from RefSeq and is a predicted model, not a curated record. The coding region runs from base 151 to 2556 and encodes 801 amino acids. The transcript is spliced from 3 exons. Lineage: Eukaryota; Metazoa; Chordata; Actinopteri; Perciformes; Percidae.